Molecule: messenger RNA, 676 nt
Organism: Salvia splendens (bonfire salvia)
Lineage: Eukaryota; Viridiplantae; Streptophyta; Magnoliopsida; Lamiales; Lamiaceae
Exons: 2
Coding region: 72-491 (139 amino acids)
Source: RefSeq, a predicted model, not a curated record
AACCCGCAAUCUUAAUAGGGCUGGCUAGCCGAAUCCACUUAGCUAACUCUAUUGACGGGAUAGAUUGGGCAAUGAGUUUUCUUCUCGCCAAACUUCGCAACUCCAACAAAUUCUCCCAGUGUUACUCUCAAUCUGCCACCAGAUGUCGCCCCAAGAAAACGAAAAACCCCACACCACCGCCUGUCGAGAGUAGCGUUCAAACCCCUGGUGGUCGCCUCAAGUAUGCUGGCCUCAUCGCAACUGCUAAGAAACACAAGUCAAACUUCAUGAAGUUGGCUAUUAUGACCGGAGUCCUACUGACAAGCUUUCGAUCUAUGGGCCAGAAGUACCGCAUUUACGUGCUCACAGAGGAUGCUGUUGCCCUCAGAGAAGAGCAGGAGAGCAUCACUGCUCGCAUGAAUCGCAUUAAGGAGAGCCUGCAUGCUGCUGCUGCUGCUGAGCCCACAGGAGCUCUUGAAGCUAGGCUGCGCAUCCUCCUCGGAGACGAAUGAUGCUCUCAUUCCUUAUUAUCCUUGUGGGAAAUGUAGUUUCAAUGAGGAUUUUGAACUGAGAUUACAUAUCUUUAUUGCCUUCUUUUUUUUGUUGGAUUUGAUGGUAAGUUUGUGUAAUGGAGGUUUGAGUAACUUGAAAUUGAGGUGGAUAUGCAUAUAAAUUGAUGAUAUAUUGUUGAAUUGAA